AUUUGAAACACGGCUGCUGAUCAGGGAACUGAACUUCAAAUUUUAUUUAAUUUUAAUCUGAACGACCACUGUGGCUAGUGAUGGUUGUGUGGGAUGACACGGUUUUAAACUGUCCAUCCUGACCCUUUUCUCUUAUUUUUGAGACAGCCUUACUUUAAGAUUGGCAAAUGCGCUUUUCAAAUUUGGUGACUGAUGUGAAAAUGUUAGGGCCCAAGAGCAAACAGCCAAGAAAGAAUUCUUGAGACAUUUUUGGUGCAAGAGGGUGGUUUAUUGAAGCAGCGGGACAGGAUCUGUGGACAGAGAGAGCCACACCGGGGUCAGGAGGGUUACCCCUUAUAUACUUCCAAGUUGUGAGGGGUCCAAGAGAGCAUAAGUCACUAAGGAAUUUGGAAGCAAGGUUUCCAGGACCUUGAGGGGGCUCGCUAUUGUUGGGAAGGGUCAUUUAUUACCGUCCAAUAGAACCUGAGUCAUGAGACCCUUCAGAUGUGUAUCGGUGGGCCAUAUGCUGGGGGGCCGAUUGCCAGAUGGAAUCCUGGAGGUUUGGAGAGAAAGGAAAUUUCUGAAGGAAUUUUUAUGUUAAGGUAGACUUAUAGGAUCCUGGGGGUCAGGAUAAUGUUAAGCGAAGGUCACCCUCUGCUCUUAGCAGGGUAUUAACGUCGAGGCAGCGGAGCUCCCAGAGGAAGGUCACUGCCCAUUCCAAGGACUUGUCAGUGGACUGUAGGCUGUAAGGAAGUUUAAUUUUUUUUUCCUUUGCCCUCGUUCUCCCCGUCAGCGAUGCCGCUGGUCUUAUUCUUCAUGGAGCUACUGAGUCUACGGGCAGGAAAAAGGUCCUAUUUCCAUCCAGGUCUCACUUUUCCCUGUGACAGUGAGGAACUCAAAGCCUGACGCCAAGGCCGGGAGAUGGGCCCUGCCGGGGUCUCCCUCCUCCACACUGGCCUCUCGGAGCACAGGCAACGCUCAGCUCACGCCCUUCCCAAAUGUGUUCUCGGGGAACAGGCCCAAGCGAUCCCGCACACAUCAGAACGGAAGGAAGGCAGCUCGGCCGUGUGUCAGAGAGAGGGCAGCUAGAGGUCAGGGAGAUUGCCGGCCUUCCCCUCCCUAAAACCCACAAUAAUUCUUCCCCCUUGGCAGAGAGCAGGAAGAGAGGGCUUGAAGGAACCUCACAGACCAUAGGACAGCCCUUCCUGAGGCCCAGCGAGUGGUCACCCCCAGAAGCCCCAGGAAUGCUGGGCUGCAGGAGGGGCUGGGGGGAGCCAGUACCAGGCGGCCUCUGCUCCAGGCCCUGGUCAUCCCCUGGGUCAGUAGCCCUUUUGUGUAAGUGCCUGGUGGGGCUGACUCGGCCGUCCGUGGGAGCACAGCUGUGGCACAGCCUGGAGGAGGCCGGCCUCCUGGAUCCUCCCUCAGGCUUCGUCAGAGGCAGGGGACAUGCACCCCGAGGGCCUCUGCUUGGCCUGACCCUGCUGCAGGGACGCUCUGGCCCCAGUCCUCGCGGAGAUGGCUAGUUCGUGGAGGUCCUGCUUACCCGGCUGCCUCCCCUCCCUCGUCCUCCUCCUCCAGCUAUGCUGCAGCUCCGCAGGUCAGUUCAGGGUCACAGGACCGGGCCACCCCAUCCGGGCGCUGGUGGGCGAUGAGGCCGAGCUGCCCUGCCGCAUCUACCCAGGGAAGAACGCCACGGGCAUGGAGGUGGGCUGGUACCGGCCCCCCUUCUCCAGGGUGGUCCAUCUCUACCGAAACGGCAAGGACCAGGAUGCAGAGCAGGCGCCCGAGUAUCGGGGACGGACCGAACUGCUGAAAGAAGCCAUGGGCGAGGGGAAGGUGACCCUCAGGAUCCGCAACGUGAGGUUCUCCGACGAAGGCGGGUUCACCUGCUUCUUCCGAGAUCAUUCCUACCAGGAGGAGGCGGCCAUGGAACUGAGAGUGGAAGACCCCUUCUACUGGGUCACCCCCGGCGUGCUGGUCCUCCUCGCCGUGCUCCCGGUGCUGCUGCUGCAGAUCGCCGCGGGCCUCGUCUACCUCUGCCUGCAGCACAGACUGAGAGGAAAGCUCCGCGCGGAGAUCGAGAACCUGCACCGGACAUUUGGGGGCAGGGGACACCUUCUAACCCAGUUUGUUCUGUGGCCACGCGCAGACCCCCACUUCCUGAGGGUGCCCUGCUGGAAGAUAACCCUGUUUGUGCUGGUGCCAGUGCUCGGACCCCUGCUGGCCUUGGUCAUCUGCUACAACUGGCUGCACCGGAGACUUGCAGGGCAGUUUCUUGAGGAGCUAAGUAAGUUUUUUUCUCCCUUUAUAUUAUAAGCUGAGAAGGGAACACCAGGAAGGCAGGAAGGAAGGGGGUGGGGGUCGGGGUGGCAGCCUGAAGGUCCUUCCCUCCUGCCAGCCAGAGGAGCUGCGGAGGGCCUAGAGGCCAGGGGAUUCUUGGGGGCUUUUCCUCUCCGCUGAUCAAGGCUUGGUAAACACAGAUCUGUCAGGGUGUUUCCUCCUCCUUCCAGGAAACCCCUUCUGAGCGAUGCUGCAUCCUGGCCAGCCUGGAGGGCAGCCUGGUGGCCCUGCAUGGGCUCCCAGGGUGUGGCAACCACCCACCGCACACUCACCGGCCUCCUCGCCACAGGGACAUCCAAUCUGCAUUUCCAGGAAGGCUGUGUCCUCUUCACCCAUCUACCUUUCCCCCCUGCCCCGCCUCGGGCUGCCCACCCCGGCCACUCGCCUCGCCCUCCAUCUGGAAGCCGCUGUUGGCUGUGGCCAAGCAGGCAUUCCUCUCUCCGACGGACGACACCUGUGCUGCUCAGUCACGCAGGCAGGACUGAGACCAGCCGCCUCCUGCUGCCGAUUCCUGUCCGCCAACAUCGCCGAUGGGGGUUGUUUCUUCCCCAGCGUCAAUCCUGAGGGGCAGAGCUGAGGGGUGUGGAGGCUGCCGGGGAGGAGCAGGGGGAGCGAGAACCCUGGAGCCCCCACAUCUGCCCCCAUCCCCGCCCCACGGGCAGCAGCAAGGGCCGUAUCCGAACACCGGCUGGACUUCCCAUCUUGCAUGGAUGGGACCCCCGACCCACCCCCCCCUUGCGCUCCCCUCUAUCCCUAUCACAGCCGCCACUGUCUUCUCAUCAAGGACCACUUGAUGGUCUGUCAGACACAAAGAAAAUGGCAGGUGCUAAUUAACGUA
This is a messenger RNA of Neogale vison (American mink), 3157 nucleotides long. It is a transcript of the gene MOG, whose product is annotated as myelin oligodendrocyte glycoprotein. Gene Ontology annotation, biological process: T cell receptor signaling pathway; regulation of cytokine production. The transcript has 7 exons. Lineage: Eukaryota; Metazoa; Chordata; Mammalia; Carnivora; Mustelidae. Gene Ontology annotation, molecular function: signaling receptor binding. Bases 1495 to 2295 code for a protein of 266 amino acids. Gene Ontology annotation, cellular component: external side of plasma membrane. The record is from RefSeq and is a predicted model, not a curated record.